AUGUCUCAAUCAAAUAAAGGAAUGGAUGAUGGAAACUCAUGGAUGAUUGAGUAUGAUUCAUCAAUGGUAUCGAUUUCAAUACAUACAGAUGUGGCCUGGUAUCGACUUGGGAAACCAUCAACGCAAUACCCCCCUUGGCGUGAACCUACUCUGAAAACAGCAAGGGUUGCGAAAAGCAUUAUUUCCUUGCUGGUGAAGCAAGCAAGAAUGGCUAGGCUUUCAUUUCGAGAUGUCAUCAAAAAAGUUUCCGAGUUCCAAAAGAACGAUAAUAAAGCUUACAUUUCUUCUGAUCCCUCAGCUGUGGAGAGAUAUUUGGUCCUCCAUGGGCAAGUUAUUUUGCAGAUUUUUGCAAAACACCCUAUAAAGGAACUCAAAAAGUGUGCAUUUAUUACUGGUCUUGCAAGUAAAAUGGAGGAAAUACACCACACAAAAUGGGCAAUCAAGAAGAGGAGGAAAAUAUUGCCAACGAAACCCAAGAAUAAAAUAUUGCCAAAGAAACCGAAGAGCAAACUAAGGAUAGGUAAGGGAUAUGUGGCAUCCAAGAGGAGUGCUAUGCAAGCAACAAAAACUCACCUGGUUGAUAGAAUUUGGGGACAGUAUUACUCAGAAUAUGGGGCCAUUGGUGCAGAAAAUGGCAAGGAAAAGGUUCAAGAGGAGAGAAAAAAUGAAGAAGAAGAUGAUGUAGAGGAACCUUCGGUCCUGGAAACAAGAUGGGAAGGUGAUAUUCUAGGAAGAACAUCUGCUGGUGAGCCUCUUUAUCAACAAGCCCUCGUUGGAGGAGAGGUAGUGGCUGUAGGUGGUGCUGUCCUCUUGGAAGUCAAUGAAACUUCGGUCAUCUACUUUGUGGAGUACAUGUUCGAAAGUUCAGAUCACUGCAAAAUGCUACAUGGAAGACACCUAGAAAGAGGAUCCGAGACUGUUCUAGGGAACACUGCUAACGAGAGGGAACUAUUCCUGACCAAUGCAUGCAUGACUGUUCAGCUUAAGGACAUAAAAGGAACAGUCAGUUUUGAGAUUCGAUCAAGGCCAUGGGGACAUCAGUAUAGGAAAGAGAACAACGCUGCUGAUAAGCUUGACCGAGCAAGAGCAGAAGAGAGAAAAGCACAACACUUGCCGGCUGAAUAUUUCUGCAAAUGCUUAUAUUCACCUGUGAGAGGGGGUUUCUUUAGUCUUCAACCCAACAACAUAAGUAGCGGUACAGGAUCUUGCAGUCCAUGUAAGAUCAGGGAGGAGGAAAAGGAGCGGUCAAAACCCAAGCUGAAUGCAACAAUGACCGGGUUUUUCUUCAACGGGGUUGACUAUUGCAUGGAGGAUUAUGCAUAUGUCAACCCUAAAUUUAUAUAUAAACCGAAAAAGGAUAAGAAGUUUGAGAGGAACGUUGAUUUAAAAUCCUUCGUUGUGUGUCAACUACUUGAAGUAGUUCUUCCAAAGGUAUCGUCAUUAAAUGGUUUAUUUGAGGUUAUAGUGAGAAGAUUUUAUAGGCCUGAAGAUACACCUUUAGAGAAGGCAUAUUCUUCAAACAUCCAAGAAGUGUAUUACAGUGAGGACGUACAUAUUCUCCCUCCAGGGGCUUUUGAAGGCAAAUGUGAAGUAAGGAAGAAACAUGAUAUGCCCUUACGCAAUGAUUAUCUAACAUUAGACAAUAUCUUCUUUUUUGAAGUGUUACUAUAAACUGUCUUGUAACAGAUGCCUGUCCAUAUCAAACCGAAGUUCUCUACCAUUAAAGACGACACACUUCUCAGAAAGCAAAAGGGGAAGGGAAUAGAGGGUGAAACUGAUUAUGAUGAGUUACCUAAAGAGAUGCGUCUGGCUACACUUGAUAUCUUUUCCGGUUGUGGUGGCCUGUCUAAGGGACUGGAACAGUCAGGUGUAUCUGAAACAAAGUGGGCUAUUGAGUAUGAAGAGCCAGCAGGGCAGGCUUUCAAACAAAACCAUCCUGAGUCAACGGUUUUUGUUAACAACUGCAAUGUGAUUCUUAGGGCUAUAAUGGAAAAAUGUGGAGAUAAAGAUGAGUGUCUCUCUACUACAGAGGCAAAUGAACUUGCAGCUAAACUUGAUGAAGAACAGAAGCUUGCUCUGCCACUGCCUGGUCAAGUGGAUUUCAUCAGCGGAGGACCUCCAUGCCAAGGAUUCUCUGGUAUGAACAGGUUCCAGGAAGGCUCAUGGAGUAAAGUUCAGCGUGAAAUGAUACUAGCAUUCUUGUCCUUUGCUGAGUAUUUCCGGCCAAGGUAUUUUCUUCUGGAGAACGUGAGGAACUUUGUGUCAUUCAAUGGAGGGCAGACAUUUAAACUCACUCUGGCUUCUCUUCUUGAAAUGGGUUACCAGGUGAGGUUUGGAGUGUUGGAGGCAGGUGCAUAUGGAGUUGCUCAAUCUCGCAAAAGAGCUUUUAUUUGGGCAGCUGCACCAGGAGAAGUUCUUCCAGAAUGGCCUGAGCCUAUGCAUGUCUUUGGUACUCCAGAGUUGAAAAUAAAACUAUCCAAAAGAUCACACUAUGCUGCUGUUCGUAGUACUCAAUAUGGUGCACCUUUCCGCUCAAUCACAGUGAGAGACACCAUUAACGAUCUUCCACCUAUAAAAAAUGGUGAAUCAGAGACCAACAGAGAGUAUGGAGCUGAUCCAGUCUCUUGGUUCCAAAAGAAGAUAAGAGGAGACAUGUUAGUUCUCACUGAUCAUAUAUGCAAAGAGAUGGAUGAAACAAACCUCAUCCGGUGUGAAAAUAUACCAAAGACUCCAGGUGCUGAUUGGCGUGACCUCAAAAACCUCAAAAAAAAAAAGAUUAAGUUAUCAAGUGGGAAGAUGGUAGAUAUGAUUCCAGCCUGGCUGAGAAACAAAGCUAAGACUCACAACGGGUGGAAAGGACUCUUUGGGAGAUUAGACAUGGAAGGAAGCUUUGCAACUUCCAUCACCGAUCCUCGGCCAAUGGGUAUGGUUGGAAUGUGCUUCCAUCCUGAACAAGACAGGAUUAUUUCUGUCCGUGAAUGCGCCCGAUCUCAGGGGUUUCCGGAUAGCUAUAAGUUCGUAGGGGGAAUACUAGACAAGCAUAGGCAGAUUGGAAAUGCAGUGCCUCCACCAUUGGCUUUUGCUCUAGGUCGUAAGCUCAAAGAAGCCGUACUUCUCAAGAAACCUCCUCUUCAACAGAAACCCUAAAGGGGCCUUAUCUGAGUCAUUAUCAUCCUUCUUUGAAACUCAUUCUUAUUGCCUUAAUGGUUUAGGAGACUGUUUUUUUUAUUUAAAUUUGGGAUUGUUGAACUGAAUUUUCCGUAAAAGACAAUAAACUUGAAUCUAUCAAUCAGCUUCUGUUGAGAGCUUUUUCUCUGUA
Molecule: messenger RNA, 3319 nt
Organism: Brassica rapa (field mustard)
Lineage: Eukaryota; Viridiplantae; Streptophyta; Magnoliopsida; Brassicales; Brassicaceae
Product: DNA (cytosine-5)-methyltransferase 1-like
Biological process (GO): negative regulation of gene expression via chromosomal CpG island methylation; DNA methylation-dependent constitutive heterochromatin formation
Cellular component (GO): nucleus
Molecular function (GO): DNA (cytosine-5-)-methyltransferase activity; chromatin binding; DNA binding
Source: RefSeq, a predicted model, not a curated record